CCACACCAUACCAGCUAAUCACAAUUAUAAUUUUCCUCUUCAACUUAAUUGCUGACGUCUUAGGCAGCCUGACUCGAGGCUGUAAUACCCAGGAUGUUUGCUGGCCUUCCCGGCAUGUGUCGUGCCAAGGGGUCCAAUGCCUCACCCUUGUAACUUGAAUGCACGACGUGGUGAUUCAGCGCGCCCUUGAAGCUUGAAGUCCUGCAGGUAUUCAUAUUAAGUUUCUGAGAAGGUUUUUCAGCUUUCAAAAUUGUCACCAAGGCUAGUGGCAGUUUCAUUUGAAAAGCACAGGUUGGCCUGCCUGCCAAUCGGCUCGAUUCCUCACCUUGACCAGCCAAGGCCAGCACGUGCAAUGUCAUAUUGUCAUCCAGGCCCGGGUGUCCGACAGUACCGUAUGCAAAUAAUUUGGCAGGAGAUUCUAGCCAUGUCCGAGAAGUCACUGAGUAUAGAGCCUCUGCAGGUCAUUGACUGCGCGUCAGAAAUUAGCCAUGUCCUGUCUUACGAUAGGCAGAAGACAGAAGAAGAAGAAGAAGUUGUUGUUGAGCCAGAAAUCCUGUAUGAAGAAGUAUCUCAGAAGCACGUAACACAUCUUGGUGAAGCACCAGAUGGGGGAUUAAGAGCAUGGCUUGUAGUUUUUCGCCUCAUUGAUUAUGUUCUCUACAUCUUCCAAGCCUAUUACGAGGAAAAUCUACUAGUCGACACUUCUCCUUCCACUAUAGCUUGGAUUGGUUCUACCCAGUAUGCGCUUCUGUGCUUUCCCUCGCUUGCGACGGGGCGAAUGUUUGACCUGGGAUAUUUCAAAAUACCGUUCUUCGCUGCUAGCUGCGUCAUCGUCGCGUGCACUUUUCUAACCGCGGAAUGCACUCAAUUCUGGCAGCUCUUCUUGACACAGGGUGUCGGCUUGGGAGCGAGCUAUGGUUUCCUAUAUGUUCCCACAGUCGUCAUCGUCUCACAAUGGUUCUCCAAGAGACGUGGCUUAGCUUUGUCACUCACUACCGUUGGAACUGCACUUGGCAGCAUCUUGUUUCCUGUAGUGGCACAAAAUUUGAUUCCAUUAAUUGGGUUUAAAUGGACAGUCCGCGUGUUUGGAUUCAUUUUGAUGGCUACCCUGGGGACAGCCAACGUAUUACUAAAACGACGGCUCCCGCCCGUCAAUGUUCGUGGGGGACUUUUCAAUCUCAAAGCAUUCCGCAACAAAGCAUUUACCAUCUAUUGCAUCUCAGGAAUUGUGAUACUUUUAGGUCUUUAUACAGAGUUAACAUAUCUCUCUGUGAGCGCCGUAGCAAUUGGCAUUUCAAGAGAUUUUUCAUUUUAUAUACUCGCGAUCGCCAAUGCGGCAUCUGCAUUACGCGUAUCAUUUGGACUGAUGUCAGAUAGAGUCGGAGCUAUCAACACCAUGGCAGUUUUGACUGCUAUAACGGGAAUUGCGACAAUCGCUUGGCCAUUCGCUGAAAAUGAAGUCCAGUUUAUUUCGAUUGCCAUCAUUUACGGAUCUUCCCUCGGAGCAUACGUAUGUCUGUACUCUGCACCUCUUGUAGCAAUGGGACAAAUAGAAGACGCGGGACGUCGAGUGGGAAUGUUCUUAUCCCUUCUUGCUUUUGGAGGCGUUGCAGGUCCUCCAAUAUCAGGCGCCAUCAGUACCACGACCGGAGGGUUCGCCGCUGCGGGUUAUUAUUCAGGUGGCAUCGUUUUAUUUGGUGUUGCAAUACUACUUGUGGCACGGUAUCUCCAUCUCGGACGGCUAUGGGGCAAGUUUUGAAUGAUCAUUCAGUGAGGUGAAUAUAGCAUUGUCAAUAUGACCUAGAAUGGUAUAAAAGAGAGAAUGGUUUAUGUGGUGCCGGACACUAUCAACGUUCUGCGCCACAUUGAUAGCAAACUCGUGUAGUAAUUUGUUGACUAUGGAAGUCGGGUCACUAUAGAGCUUUUUAGUUUUAUUUCACCUUUUACCUAUCUGAUCAGUUGACGAAAUGAAAACUAGAGAUGUAGAACAUUGACUAGCACUUCGCGUUU
Messenger RNA from Suillus bovinus, 2010 nucleotides. RefSeq names its product MFS general substrate transporter. The transcript is spliced from 15 exons. Bases 353 to 1759 code for a protein of 468 amino acids. Gene Ontology annotation, molecular function: transmembrane transporter activity. Lineage: Eukaryota; Fungi; Basidiomycota; Agaricomycetes; Boletales; Suillaceae. The record is from RefSeq and is a predicted model, not a curated record. Gene Ontology annotation, cellular component: fungal-type vacuole membrane. Gene Ontology annotation, biological process: transmembrane transport.